Molecule: messenger RNA, 3145 nt
Organism: Scylla paramamosain (green mud crab)
Lineage: Eukaryota; Metazoa; Arthropoda; Malacostraca; Decapoda; Portunidae
Gene: Prp19
Product: pre-mRNA-processing factor 19-like
Exons: 11
Coding region: 42-1559 (505 amino acids)
Biological process (GO): protein ubiquitination; mRNA splicing, via spliceosome; DNA repair
Cellular component (GO): Prp19 complex; U2-type catalytic step 1 spliceosome; cytoplasm
Molecular function (GO): protein binding; ubiquitin protein ligase activity
Source: RefSeq, a predicted model, not a curated record
GGCGGGGGAAUCAGUUUCUCGCUUGACUAUAUAAACAAAUCAUGGCUCUAGUUUGUGCAAUCUGCAAUGAGGUGCCAGACCAGCCGGUGGUGUCGCCUCUCUCCGGCGCCGUGUUUGAGCGCCGGUUAUUGGAGAAAUACAUCGCUGAGAAUGGCACCGACCCGAUAACCAACAAGGAACUCACACUUGACCAGCUUAUUGACCUCAAGGUGCCUGCCGUGGCCAAGCCCAAGCCGCCAAGUGCCACCAGCAUCCCGGCCAUCCUCAAGGCACUGCAGGAUGAGUGGGACGCCGUCAUGCUGCACUCCUUCACCCUCCGCCAGCAGCUGCAGACCGCCCGCCAAGAGUUAAGCCACGCACUGUACCAGCACGAUGCAGCCACACGUGUCAUCGCCCGUCUCAACAAGGAGGUGACAGCCGCCCGAGAGGCCCUGGCCACACUCAAGCCCCAGGCCGGCAUUGCUCCAGCCGCCCCAGCAGGACCAACCAUUGCGGCAACAGCAGAGGCAGGUGGAGCAGCAGAUGUGCCCAGUGAGGGAGCAGGGCUGACAGAGGAGGUGGUGGCCCGCCUGCAGGACACAGCCACCAUCCUCACACAGGAGCGUAAGAGGCGUGGCCGCACCGUUCCUGAGGGACUAACCCCGGCAGAGCAGAUCAGAGGCUUCACCACCCUGGCCUCUCAUCCGGGCUUGCACAGUGCAUCAGUGCCUGGCAUCCUGGCCCUUGACGUGCACCAGAAGGACACCAGCAAGAUUGUGACCGGCGGCAGUGACAAGAAUGCCACAGUCUUCAACAAGGACACAGAGCAGGUUGUUGCCAUCCUGAAGGGCCACACCAAGAAAGUGUCCUGUGUUGUGUACCAUCCCACUGAGGACACUGUCAUCACUGCUUCCCCAGACACACAGAUUCGUGUGUGGAACGUUGGAACUUCCCAGACUCUGCAACUGAUUCGUGCUCAUGAUGGCCCAGUCACCGGCCUGUCCCUGCACGCCACAGGGGACUACCUGCUGUCUGCCUCCCGUGACCACAACUGGGCCUUCUCGGACAUCAGGACUGGACGGGUGCUAUGCAAGGUUAGUGACACGUCGGCCAGCUCCCCCCUCACAGCUGCACAGUUCCACCCUGACGGUCUUAUUCUGGGCACUGGCACACAGGAUGCCACCAUCAAGAUCUGGGACCUCAAGGAACGCUCAAAUGUCGCCAACUUCCCGGGCCACAGUGGUGCCAUCAGCUCAAUCGCCUUCAGUGAGAAUGGAUACUACCUGGCCACUGCUGCUGAGGACUCCACCGUGAGGCUUUGGGAUCUGCGCAAACUCAAGAACUUCAGGACCAUUCAGCUGGACGAGGGAUAUGAAGUAAUGGACUUGAGCUUUGACCAGUCUGGCACAUAUCUGGCUGUCGCUGGCACGGAUGUGAGAGUGUACCUGUGCAAGCAGUGGAAUGACCUUAGGGUGUUCAAUGACCACACCGCCAUGGCCACAGGUGUCCGGUUUGGCUCCAACGCUUCCUACCUUGCCUCCACAUCCAUGGACCGAACCCUCAAGAUAUAUGGGCCUUAGAAACCCUUCCUUGUAACUUUUACCUUAGGAGGAACUGUUACAGCUCACUGGCUCAUGUUUGUCUCCUUUUGUGGGAGUGCAAGGGAAAUACAAACUACCAUUCAGAAAUAGGAGGGUGUAAGAUUAAGUAAUGGGAUAUUUUUAGGCAUUGUUGCAGCUCAGUGCCUCAGGUUUGUCUCCUCUGGCAGUGUGGAUAUUGUAGCCUCCUCUUGUGGCAGUGAAGGUACAGCAGUGAAAUAUGAACUGCCACUUGGUAAUUCAAGGCUGUAAGAUAAAGUAAAAGGACAUCAAUAGGACAAUUUGCACUGCCACAGACCAGAGAUGUAUCAUGCCCUUUAUGUCACCUGUUUCCUCUGUACACAUUUUAUUGCAGUGACUUGAAAGCUUUGUGUAUGUUCUUUGCUGUUUUUAGUUGGGUGUUUUCAGUCCAGCUUUCUUAUUUCAAAUGCAGUCUAGCUUUUUUGUAAUUUGCAGGAAGGAGUAAAGUUUUUUUUUUAUUAUUAUUUUUUUUAUAGUAAGGUUCAGUCAUGAGUAUUUUAUGAAGGGGAACUGUGUGUGAGUGUGUUUGUGUGUGUCUGUUUGUGUGUGUGUGUCUCUAGAGGAGCCUUUCAAUUCUUUCGUGACAAUGUUUAGUUUUUAAGAGUGUAAACUGCACACUGAUGAUUGUGAAGGUGGUGGUGAGUUGAUAGAGUGGACUAAACUUUCAGUAUGUGUGUGUGUGUGUGUGUGUGUGUGUGUGUGUGUGUGUGUGUGUGUGUGUGUGUGUGUAAUUACCUUGUAGUAUUCAGGAUUUGACUCAAGUUUGUAUGUAUGCAAGUGUGUGUGUGCGUGCGUGUGCUUAUGCCUCACCACAUCACCUUAUCCUCUAUAGACACACACGUUUUGAUGCUGAUAGUGUGUGUGCGUGCGUGUGUGUGGCGACAAGAACACAAGAUAACAUGAACACAGCUCGCAUUUUGAUAAUUCCUCACAUAUCACUGAUGUCAAAGAGAAUGAUUUACAGGACAGUUCAAGUUUUCUUUUGUGUGUGUAUUGACCACAACUCUUGCCAGGACUUGAAUGUAUAGAUUUAUGUUACCAUGACUAUACUCCCAUUAAACAGUAUCAAGGAUCUGUUAUGAGUAUUGCUAGGUACAAAAUUGUGCUGCGUAUAGAUGACACCUCUCAGUGGAGCCAGUGGAACUAAUGAUGUGUGGAGUAAUGCAAGUGGUGAUACUGUUCUGUGGAGCUGUGGUGAAAUGUCAAGAGGGAAGUGUACAAGGUGUUCUAUGGUGUCCACUUAACCUGUGUAGUUUAGCAUUAAGUAUUUUAAGAGCACUUGACGAUCGCUCACCCCAGAGAUGCUUAAGCUGGGUUACCUAAGAUUGCACACAUAGAUAAGUAGGUAGACACACAGAUAGAUAGUUAUAAAGAUAGAUAGAUAGCCAGAGACACAUAGAUAGUUUGACUGACGAAUAGAUAAGUUAACUAGCAUAACCUAACCCAUUCUAAGUGUUCCUGGGUGUCUGAUCCUCUGUGUUCUAUAUUUUGUGUUAAUAUGUCACUCGAUGAUCCUAGGUGUAUUGAACUGAAGUAAAAGUGUAAGU